Molecule: messenger RNA, 3696 nt
Organism: Pistacia vera
Lineage: Eukaryota; Viridiplantae; Streptophyta; Magnoliopsida; Sapindales; Anacardiaceae
Product: filament-like plant protein 7
Exons: 6
Coding region: 77-3319 (1080 amino acids)
Source: RefSeq, a predicted model, not a curated record
UCUCUUUCUCUUUCUCUUUCUCUCUUACUCUAUGCUUCGAUACAAGAACUCCACCCUAUUGUGCAGAAACUAAAUCAUGGACAACAAGGCAUGGCUUUGGAGGAAAAAAUCUUCAGAAAAGACUAUUGUUGCUGACAAAGUUGACAUUACACUGAAAAGAAUUGAUGAAGAGGUACAAAAACUUCCAACAGAAAAAGCAGUAGGACCAGAGAGAUCUGUGAAAAAUCUUAAUGAGAAGUUAGCUUCAGUCCUCCUCGAUUGUCAUCCUCAAGAUGACCUUCUGAGAAAACAUGCAAAACUUGCCCAAGAAGCUGUUGCAGGCCGGGAAAAGUCAGAAGUGGAAACAGCUUUCCUGAAAAAAGAACUCAAUGAAGCUUUGAGGCAUGGACUUGCUACAGAAGAGAAAUUAGCUUGUUCAGAUACAGCAUUGAUGAAAUGUAAGCAGCAGUUAAACUUUGUUCAAGAAGAACAGGAGAAAAGGAUACAUGAUGCUGUCAUGAAGACAUCCAAUGAAUUUGAGAAGAUUCGAAAAGAAUUGGAACAUAACUUAGCAGAGGCUAAUAAAAGUCUUGCGAAGUUAGCUGCUGAGAAUAGUCAUUUAAGUAAGGCUCUCCUAGUCAAAGAGAAACAGAUUGAAGAUCUACACAAAAGCAAGUCUCAGGCAGAAGCAGAAUUUAAUACACUAAUGACUAGAUUAGAUGCCACAGAAAAAGAAAAUGCUUUUCUGAAGUAUGAGUUUCGCAUUCUUGAGAAAGAGCUUGAGAUUCGGAACGAUGAGAUGGAGUAUAACCGGCGAUCUGUUGAUGCAGCACAUAAGCAACACUUGGAGAGUGUGAAGAAAAUCGCAAAACUUGAAGGAGAAUGUCAGAGACUACGACUUUUGAUGCGAAAAAAGCUUCCAGGUCCUGCUGCUUUGGAAAAGGUGAAGGCUGAAUUCAAAACCGUGGGAAGGGAUCAGAUGGAGAUGAAAAGAAGAAAUUUGAAGCCUUCAAGAGAUUUGAUAGUUAGAGAAGCCAUAAUGGAGUUCUCUCCUGAAAAUUUCAGUAACAAUUCCCUUCUGAUUGAGCGAUUACGUGAUAUUGAAGAAGAAAACAAAACUCUGAAAGAAACUGUGACUAUGAAGAGCACUGAACUCCAGGCUUCAAGGAUGAUGUAUUCCCGUACAGCUUCCAGAUUAUCUCAUGUUGAGGCUCAUCUUAAAGAGCUAUGUAAAGUUCAGAAACCUAGGGAGCUGGCAAUUUGUGGCCCUGUAUCUAGUGAACUUUCCAUAAUGCCGGUUCACAAUGCAAGUGAUGAUGGGAUUAGCUCUUCUGGAUCAUGGGCUAAUGCUCUAAUUUCGGAAUUGGCACAUUUCAAAGCUGGAAAACUCAAGCAUCAACUGGAACACAAGCCUAUUGAUGUUUCGGACAUGAGCUUAAUGGACGACUUUGUAGAGAUGGAGAAAUUAGCUAUAGUUUCUCUGGAAACAGCCCCUGGUGGUGGCUGUCAGCCUGAUGUAACUGGUAAGGAAUUAGUUCCAGUGGUACAAAGUCAUUCCAACCCUACCGAGACAAAACCAGAGAUCCACUCAGAAGAUAUAGCCACUGAAAAAUCUUUUGACUGGCUCCAGGUUGUUUUGAAUACAAUUUUGAAGCAAAAACACAUUUCAAAACAAAGUCUAAAUGAACUUCUAGAGGAUAUCAGAAUUGCUUUGGGUUUUAUAAAGCACCCAACUGUCUCUGAAGCUGAAUCAGUUGCUAUCUCAAGGCAUACUGGAGAACUGAAAGCUCUUCAGAUUAGCGGUGAAAUAGCUUUGAAAUCUCCAAACUUAUCUCCAACCUCACAUUCCUUGGAUGCAGAUUCUGGAAUUGACACGUUAAUCAAAGAAAGAAGCAGCCAACACCUUGAGUCUAAUCUGAUCAAGUCAAUCCGUAAAAUCAUUGAACUUAUUGAAGGAUUCCCUAUAUCAUCUUCAGUUGGUUAUAAUGCUUCAGAUAGUUUUUCAGAGAGGGAUAGAAGUUCCUUAAAUUUAGUGACACCUGUGCACUACACUGUCCAUGUCUUUCAAUGGAGGAGUUCUGAACUAAGUGCUCUUUUGCAAAAGUUGGUUUGCACUUGUAAUGAUCUAUUGAAUGGAAAAUCUGAUCUUGAAAAAUUUGUUGGGGAGCUGUCAUUUGCUUUAGACUGGAUUAUAAACAAUUCUUUUGCCCCUAAAGAUGCUCCAACCACACGGAAUAAGAUGAAGCAUUUUGGUUGGAAUGAACCGGAAGGUGAAAAUGAAGUUGGAGCUGCAGUGGAUGGUUUGCUUUUGGAAUCAAACACAGUCCAUAAAUCUGAAGAGCAAUCUUCAUGUUUAGUCUCAGCUAGUCCUUUGCAUGACCAAAAUGUUUCAUUCCAGACAGAACGUAUUCAGGGCAAUAUUCAAGGGGAAAACAAGAGACUAAAAGAUGAGAUGAGGAAUAUAGAAGCUAGGCUGGAGUCAUUUACCAAUAAGAGCAAGGCCUUGAUGAUACAACUUCGUGAAUCAGAAGACAACAUUGGAGCACUAAAAGAAGAAGUGAAAAUUUUAAAAGAAUCGAAAGAGAUGAUCGAGGAUCAGAUUGAAAAUCAGAAGUCAAUCAAUGAAGAUCUUGAUACUCAGCUUACAGUUGCCAAAGCUAAAUUGAGUGAGGUCUUCCAGAAGUUCUCAUCUUUGGAAGUUGAACUGGAGUACAAAAACAAUUGUUGUGAAGAAUUAGAAGCAACAUGUCUUGAGCUUCAACUCCAGUUAGAGAGUGUUGCAAAGAAGGAAACACCAAAGUAUGGCACAAAUCAGGAGGGAAAGCGAUCUCAAAAUGGUUGGGAGAUUACAGCAGCUUCCGUGAAGUUGGCAGAGUGCCAAGAGACCAUUUUAAACCUGGGAAAACAGUUAAAGGCACUGGCUUCGCCACGGGAAGCAGUGCUUUUUGACAAUGUUUUUUCUAGUACCAAUUCUGCAACCACUACAGCUAUUAACAAGAAGUUGAACAAACGUUUCUCCUUACGCGAUCAAAUGAUAGCAGAAGAUGGUGCUAAGGCAGAAGUUGUCAAGUCUUUCCAUAAGAAAGGAACUUUAAGUAUUGAAGAUGUACCAAAACCAUCACUUCUUGACUCAAAGGAUUGCAAUUAUUUACAUGAUCCUAAUGCACUGGUCCACACUCCAGACACAUAUCGUGAUUCAAAGAAUAAAGCCAGUAAUACUGCAGCAAGCUCUCUAGCUAUUGUGCCAAGCAAAAAACGAGGAAUUGGUUUACUGAUGAAACUACUGUUGAGAAGGAAGAAAGGGAGCAGCAAGAAAUCUAAACCGUUAGCCAUGGUCUAAAUAGAAAAUAUAAAGAAGCCACGGUCCAUGGCAAAGUUGAAGGAGAACCACUGCUGCCAUAGCAGCAAUAGCACAUGUUCGAUGAAGAAAUAAAUCCAGUUGUCUUCAUGCUUCAGUUGUUGAUCAUUUGCUGUUUAAUUUUCCACCUUGGUGAUUGGAAAUGGUGAAAACUUGGCUUCUUUGGAUCUUUUACUGUGAGACUAGAGCGAGAGAAGGGAUAUUGUUUUAUAGCAUCUCUUAAGUGUUGCUAAUGUAAAUAUAUCUGGUUUUAUGCCCUGGAGAUCCAAAGUAAUUCUGUAUUGAAAGCUUGCGCGAGAGAGUGGUCAUCUGUUGUGGGGUUGGACCAUAAAGCUUUAUGAAUUGAGAAUUGAUUGAAA